AUGAAUAACCCUAUAGAAUCAGCAGAUGCAAGCUCAAUGAAUCGUCCAAAUGACAUUGAUCACCAUCACACCUAUGUAAGAAAAAGAACCAGAGCUACAGCAGAGCAGCUUGCCGUCCUUGAAGACACAUUUGCUGUCAAUGUCAGUCCAAACAGCAAACUCAGAAAGCAAUUAGCUGAGCAAUUGAGCAUGAGCGAAAGAUCAAUCCAAAUCUGGUUCCAAAAUAGAAGGGCCAAAGUAAAACAUAUGCAAAAGAGAGCUCAAAUGCAAAUGCAACAAGCGGCUAUACGUGCACAGCUCUAUCAUUAUCAUCAGCAGCAGUAUGGUCUGAUGUCUCCUUAUGGUCCGCCAGGUCCAGCACCUCCAAUGAUCCCAUUACCGUAUCAUCACCAGCAGCAUCAGCAACAGCAACAGCAACCCUUCUAUUAUCCUGCCCCUUACAUGCGAAACAGAAUGCCACUACCAAGAGCUCAAAGUGUGGAUACUAUCCCUUACUACGGUAACCAAAAUGAAUUGGCUCGGUCUUCGUUUCCAACUCCUGGCCCUGAGCCAUUUAUGCCAAAUGAUUGUGCAACUCCCCCUUCUUCCUCCGUGCCUGGUCUUCCUCAAAUGGUCUCACAACACCAGUAUCCCUCCAUGUCCAACUGGUCCGUUUCACCUUGCUAUCCUGUAUUAGAGAGUCCUACUAGAAUGUCUAGACAAAGCAUGCCUCCAUCUUUCAAUCCUUUGUCGCACACAUUAGUGGAUGAUAUGAACUCUACAGCUGGCACGCUGCCCUCUUUUCAUUCGGAAUUCGGCGAUGCUAGUAAUAGCGGAAUGAACCACUUGGCUCCCUUUAGUGAUAGAAAUGUACUAUCGGAGGAUUUCCCUGACUUUGUCCACGGUCAAAUGUCUCCCUCGCUCAGUCCUAACCGAGAGAACCUCCAUCCUAGCAAUUUCUACUUUGACGACUCUAAACAGCUGAGCACCGAGAGAACCGAUUCAGCAGAUGGACCCACUCCUCUUAAUGAGUCCGACAUGUGGAUCUCUUCCUCUCCUAAAAUUGAUUCUAGUGAUACUGUCGACAGUGCUUCUCAAGACGCGUCAACCCAGGACAGCGAUAAAACUGUGAACCCCUCUACUUUGAUGAUGGCUGGCUCCUCCUCAACAGUUAGUCAAGACAACGAUACUGGAAGCAACUACUUUAAUGCUACUACACUGACUAUCGGUGCAUGGCAUCGUCUCAAGCUUCACGCAAACGACUUGAUCUGUCUCUACAAAGCUGAACAGCAGGCAUUCGUGUGGUUCAUUACGGAAGGCGGUUUGCGUUUCAAGGUGGAAAUCCCACUGACAAGCAUGCUGGGCGUUGAAUACACGCCUUCAGUUGAUAGCAAUGGCGAAUCCACAUCUGACAUCCACUUUUACAUGUCUCAACCCCCUCUCUUCUACAUGGAAUCACAAGAUGACACCAAAGCCCAAUGGGUCCAAUGCAGCGACUUUACUGAAAACAAACAGGCUUCCAGAUAUCUUCGCCAUACACUGAAAGGUACUCAAUUGAAGCAAGACCUAGUCAAUCUCAUGAAUGAGAACAAAGAAACAAGCAAGCUCAUCCAUUUCUUGGAUGCUCCAUCUACCUCUGUAACUACACCAUUCUUACCGUCUCAACAACACCCACAAUUACACCAAAGCCCAAGUUCUACCAUGGUUGUCCCAUCUGCUCUUCCUUAUCCUACUUCAUCCUAUUAUUGCUACCCUGAUACUUCUUCUGCCUCUAUGGCGUUGAUGUUAAACAACAAUGCAUCGCUUUUAGCUACCUCCGAACCACCUGUGCCUGUGGGAGGAUUUUACGCUUAG
Mucor velutinosus is the source of this 1833-nucleotide messenger RNA. RefSeq lists its product as uncharacterized. The transcript is spliced from 2 exons. Gene Ontology annotation, biological process: regulation of transcription by RNA polymerase II. NCBI's taxonomy places the organism in Eukaryota, Fungi, Mucoromycota, Mucoromycetes, Mucorales, Mucoraceae. The record is from RefSeq and is a predicted model, not a curated record. Gene Ontology annotation, molecular function: DNA-binding transcription factor activity, RNA polymerase II-specific; RNA polymerase II transcription regulatory region sequence-specific DNA binding. The coding region runs from base 1 to 1833 and encodes 610 amino acids.